Coffea arabica (coffee) is the source of this 893-nucleotide messenger RNA. Its product is annotated as bet1-like SNARE 1-2. Lineage: Eukaryota; Viridiplantae; Streptophyta; Magnoliopsida; Gentianales; Rubiaceae. The record is from RefSeq and is a predicted model, not a curated record.
UCUUUUUAAUUUUUUUUGGCCAAUUUAAAAUUCUCCAAUUUACUCGAAUUUCCUUCCUUACUUAUCGAGCUCGACUGAAUCCUCAGCGAAGCCACAAAUAGCAAAUGCAAUGAGUCAUCGAAGGGAUCAAAGAUCCUCCAGGGCUGCUCUGUUUGAUGACAUUGAAGAGGGUGGUCUUAGGGCCUCCUCUUCUCGAGAUGUCGAUGAGCAUGGCAAUGAAAAAGCUAUUGAGAGCUUACAGGAUCGAGUCAGCUUUUUGAAAAGACUUACUGGUGAUGUACAUGAGGAGGUGGAAAGUCAUAACCGCCUCCUGGGCCGAAUGGGAAAUGAUAUGGAUGCAUCAAGAGGAAUCAUGUCUGGAACCAUUGCUCGUUUCAAAAUGGUGUUUGAGAAGAAAUCAAGUCGAAGAAUGUGCAAACUCGUAGUAUGUUUCGUGGUUUCUUUUCUUGUAAUCUGCUAUAUGCUUAGGGUUCUAUUCCACUAUCUAUAUGGAUAAGCUGGAUUGUUUUUACCAAUAUCUAGUCCUGACGAACGAUGCUAAGCCAGAUUUAAGGAUCAGAACCUCUGCCCUCAUGCCCAGUUAUUGUGUUUAUGUAGCGUGUGAGAGGAGUUUGCAAUGCCAAAGCACUCUUACUAUUGACAGGAUUGAACCCUUGUGCUACAAGCACUGAGGCUUUAGUUCUUCAUAAUGGAAGAACUGCUAUAGAUUUAUUCUGUCGUGACGAAAUGUUCUGUAGCGGGAGAAGGAUAGUUCUUGUAAUUUCAUGUCUCGUAUUUUUCUUUCGUCCCCUUUCCGGGAAUGUGUAAAGAAUCUUUUUGUGAACAGUUGGUCCUAUUUCCUUGAAAUUACAUUCAGGAACGCUCAAUCUUUCAGAAACGUUUGUUUCAUACUC